Messenger RNA from Thermochaetoides thermophila DSM 1495, 936 nucleotides. RefSeq lists its product as uncharacterized. Gene Ontology annotation, biological process: arachidonate metabolic process. The transcript has a single exon. Gene Ontology annotation, cellular component: membrane. NCBI's taxonomy places the organism in Eukaryota, Fungi, Ascomycota, Sordariomycetes, Sordariales, Chaetomiaceae. The record is from RefSeq and is a predicted model, not a curated record. The coding region runs from base 1 to 936 and encodes 311 amino acids.
AUGCUCGGGAGACUCCGAAUGUCUACCCAGGAAGCGCUUCAAGAAUACGAUAAUUGUGCCGCCGCGGUUUUCUCAUGUAAGAACAUCAAGAAUCCAACAGCCUGGUUCCGUGCCUCGGGCUUGAAGAAAGUCGUUGAAGAACUUGUUGCAAAACGCGGCAUGGGGGACCUGAUGCAAGAAGAAAACCCUCCAAACAAAGGCAAAGUUUUAGUUUGCGUAAUGCCAACCAAGAGUUGGGGAGAGGCACGUAUAAUACGCUCUUGGGAACCUUCGGAUCCUGAUAGCCGGUGGCACAAGAAUACUACCAUUUGGCAAGCUGCUCGAGCCACUACAGCCGCUUCCAUUUACUUCAAACCAGAAGUGCUCGGUAAUGGAAAAGAAGACCAACCUUUUAUCGACGCGGCAAUCGGAGCCAAUAACCCUGUCGAGUACCUUUUGAAAGAAGCCGUUCGCCAUUUUGGUUCUGGCAAACCUUUAGGCUGCGUGGUCAGCAUCGGCACUGGUACUCGUGAAGUGGAGAUAGCGAGUCCACCAAAGGGCCUGCUGAAAGGAUGGAUCAAUCCGUUGCCCUAUGUUGCAAGCGUGGCCAAGCUCCUCAAGACUUCAGCAACUGACCCUGAGCAUGCGCACCGAAGCAUAGCCUAUCGGGUAGAAGGUUAUCCUGGUGCAUAUUUUCGUUUCAACGUGACCAACGCCGCGGCUGUUGUUGGUCUGAGUCAAUACAAGAAAAUCCCGGAGUUGAAAUCUUUGACAGUCAAGUAUCUUUCCGAUCCAGAUAUCAUCGCAAAGAUUCGGGAAGCUGCAGAUAAGCUACGGGGGGAGGCUUUUGACCAUGGUCUUAGCCUUGGCUACGUUAGUAUGUCAUCCCUGGAUCUCCUUAAUAAUGCCUAUUUCAUGAUUGUCUCUGCUAAAACGAAACGCUCCAGCCCGAGUUGA